This is a messenger RNA of Cantharellus anzutake, 333 nucleotides long. RefSeq lists its product as uncharacterized. NCBI's taxonomy places the organism in Eukaryota, Fungi, Basidiomycota, Agaricomycetes, Cantharellales, Hydnaceae. The transcript is spliced from 3 exons. The record is from RefSeq and is a predicted model, not a curated record. The coding region runs from base 1 to 333 and encodes 110 amino acids.
AUGCUCAUGGGCUUGAAGCGCAGAGACUGGUGUUGUGUGCACAAGGAUCACGGGCUGCUCGCGGAGUCGGGUGCUGCCGCCUCCCUAGGAACCUUCCCGCUACCCAACCCACACGAGGUGGCGUCGGUCUAUCAUGAUAUCCUGACAUAUCUUCAUUGGCUCCACGAUGUUGCACAUGUCGUCCACGGCGACGUCUGUCUCAAUAAUAUCAUGUAUCUCGAGAGAGAUGGGAGGAUCUACGGCGUCUUGAAUGACUGCGAUUCUGCGAUUAAGGUGAAUGACAGUAACUCAGGGACCCAUUCAUCCCAACAGUCUGCGGGCACAAAACCGUAA